This is a messenger RNA of Arabidopsis lyrata subsp. lyrata, 841 nucleotides long. Its product is annotated as protein AUXIN SIGNALING F-BOX 3. The transcript is spliced from 2 exons. The record is from RefSeq and is a predicted model, not a curated record. NCBI's taxonomy places the organism in Eukaryota, Viridiplantae, Streptophyta, Magnoliopsida, Brassicales, Brassicaceae. Bases 298 to 777 code for a protein of 159 amino acids. Gene Ontology annotation, molecular function: protein binding.
UCUCUCUCUCUCUCUCUCUCUCUCUCUCUCUCUCUCUCACACAUCCAAAUCUUUGAUCAUCUCAUCAUCAUUGGACUUGAAGCUAACUCCAGAUUCAUUAUUUUCCAACGUUUUACUCGUUGAGUUUUUCCAAUUCUUCUUCUUCUUCAAUCGAAUCAUCAGCGAGUUUGGUUCAGACGACGAUCUUUAGUAGCUUCAUAAGCUUCGAGAUUCUUCAGGUUCACCGGAACUAUUUUGUGAAGCUUCACUGAGCUGAGCUUGAAGUCAAUUCCUCUGUUCAGCAAUCGAUAGAGGAAGAUGAAUUAUUUCCCAGACGAGGUCAUAGAGCACGUGUUUGACUUCGUAGCUUCUCACAAAGACAGGAACUCGAUCUCUCUGGUCUGCAAAUCAUGGCACAAGAUCGAGAGGUUUAGUAGGAAGAACGUGUUCAUCGGAAACUGCUACGCCAUCAAUCCAGAGAGAUUAAUCGGGAGGUUUCCAUGUCUCAAAUCCUUAACUCUUAAAGGGAAGCCUCAUUUCGCUGAUUUCAACUUGGUUCCUCAUGAAUGGGGAGGUUUCGUGCUUCCUUGGAUUGAUGCUUUGGCUAGGAGCCGUGUGGGACUUGAGGAGCUGAGGUUGAAGCGGAUGGUGGUAACAGAUGAAAGCUUGGAGCUUCUUUCACGUUCUUUUGCAAAUUUCAAGUCUUUGGUUCUUGUUAGCUGUGAAAGGUUUCCCACUGACGGCUUAGCUUCCCUUCUUUCACGUUCUUUUGCAAAUUUCAAGUCUUUCACGUAUUAAGUGUUGUUGUUACUUUACUUACUUAUAUGAUCAUGAUUCUUUUAUAGUAUUGAGUUUUAUAUGA